CGGCUGAUAAAGUGCUCAGUUGACCCGCAGACACAGCAGUGUUGAGACGGUCUCUGCUCCUGACAGCACCGCCGACUCUCUCCGCUCCUCUUCCCAUUAAAUAAAGCUCUGCUCCGGAUUAGAGAUGGCUCCAACAGCCGCGGUGGUUGUUCUGUUUUCGGUCGUGCUGUCCGCUGUGUCGGCCGGAGUGUUUUUCAACCAGAAGCAGCCUUGUUAUGUCCGCACACCGAGGAAAGACGACUUCGGACUGAAGACUGCACCUCGUCCUCAUGAGUAUUUGAACAUUACUGAUCUGCCCAAGGCGUGGGAUUGGAGGAACAUCAAUGGCGUCAACUAUGUCAGCACGACCCGUAACCAGCACAUUCCCCAGUACUGCGGCUCCUGCUGGGCACACGGAAGCACCAGUGCCAUGGCAGAUCGCAUCAACAUUAAGCGGAAAGCAGCAUGGCCUUCUGCCUAUCUCUCUGUCCAGCAUGUGAUCGACUGCGGUGAGGCCGGCAGUUGCCACGGAGGUGAUCACACCGGGGUUUGGGAGUACGCUAACACACAUGGGAUCCCAGAUGAGACCUGCAACAAUUAUCAGGCCAAAGAUCAGAAGUGCAAGCCCUUCAACGAAUGCGGCACCUGCACCACUUUUGGAGUGUGUAACAUUGUGAAGAACUACACUCUGUGGAAGGUGGGAGAUUAUGGAGCCGUCAGCGGGAGAGAGAAAAUGAUGGCAGAGAUUUUUGAACGAGGACCAAUCAGCUGUGGGAUCAUGGCCACAGACAAGCUGGAUGCGUACACUGGAGGUCUCUACUCUGAAUACUUCGACGAAGCUUACAUCAACCACAUCGUGUCAGUGGCAGGUUGGGGAGUAGAGGACGGUGUUGAAUACUGGAUUGUACGCAACUCCUGGGGGGAGCCAUGGGGUGAGAAGGGCUGGCUCAGGAUCGUGACCAGCGCCUACAAGGGAGGGAGCGGCAGCAAGUACAACCUGGCGCUGGAGGAGGACUGCAUGUACGGAGACCCGAUCGUCCCCAAAGGCUACUUCUAGAGGAGCUUGGUGUCAGGUCGUCACUGCACAGUCUUCCCAUCUGGCUAAGAGGAAAGCUUUUUAUAUGUAAAACGCUGAAAAGGGAAUAAGUUCAGGUUUUUAUUUUUUACAGGAUGAUUUUAAAACUUGUGGGGGUCUUCCAGCUGAAUACCAGUUUACAUUGAAGCAGAUUAUCAUUUGUUUUAUUUUUUUUUAGCAUGAAGAGGUCUGCAGGCUGUUGAACAGUCAGACACUUCAAAAUGUUUUUAUCAGUGCCACAUGACACAUCAGUACAGUUCUGUGCUAAGAGAGAAUUCAAGCACUGCAUGCCGAGUAGCCAUUAUAGACGCUGAAAAGAUCCACUUCACUUAACAUCAACAGGAUAUAGACUUUUUUUUGUAUUUUUAAUUUGUAAAUGACUCAGCCAAAGACUCAGUGAUUAGUUUGUCCUGUGCUGCUCUGACACUGAAUGUUUUCAGUGUGUGGUAUCAAACUACUGACGGUAUUGCACUACAAAGCAGUAGAGGAUUUCUACACAAAAACUGAAAUCUACUUUAAGUGUGCCUUAUAUGCAUUUGACAUCAAGUACAGAUUAUUAUUUUGCAGUUUGUUUUCACACUGACAAAUUUACACCAGAAACGUUGCAAUGAACGAAAUAUUUGCUUUGUUUCAAACUAUGCCAAUAAACACAUUUUAAAGUGAUGCGUCACAAAACA
Stegastes partitus (bicolor damselfish) is the source of this 1731-nucleotide messenger RNA. RefSeq names its product cathepsin Z (gene ctsz). Gene Ontology annotation, molecular function: cysteine-type peptidase activity. Bases 125 to 1036 code for a protein of 303 amino acids. Gene Ontology annotation, biological process: proteolysis. The transcript is spliced from 6 exons. Lineage: Eukaryota; Metazoa; Chordata; Actinopteri; Pomacentridae. The record is from RefSeq and is a predicted model, not a curated record.